AUGGCGGCGGUCGUGCCCUGUUUGUUGGCUGUGGUGUUGUGGUGUGUUCCCUCAUUAAGUCUCUGGACUCGGCUCUUCACCGAGUCAGCUCACCCCGUCAUUAACCUGUCAGGUCUGAUGAGUGUGUGGCUGCAGACUGAAGGCUCCUUCAGAGCGCGCUCAGAGCGAGCGGCUGGAGCUGAGGCCGCCGAGCAAACCGACGGUGGUCCGAGGCGUGAGACCCCAAACCACAGUUUCGACUCGAGCUCCCCCACCACCUCCACGUCUGACGGGAACCCACCUGCCCCAGUCAGCAGAGUCUAUACGCACGAGUAA
Xyrichtys novacula (pearly razorfish) is the source of this 315-nucleotide messenger RNA. Lineage: Eukaryota; Metazoa; Chordata; Actinopteri; Labriformes; Labridae. The record is from the annotation of a GenBank genome assembly.